Molecule: messenger RNA, 591 nt
Organism: Dalotia coriaria
Lineage: Eukaryota; Metazoa; Arthropoda; Insecta; Coleoptera; Staphylinidae
Product: large ribosomal subunit protein eL22-like
Exons: 3
Coding region: 20-538 (172 amino acids)
Biological process (GO): cytoplasmic translation
Cellular component (GO): ribosome
Molecular function (GO): RNA binding; structural constituent of ribosome
Source: RefSeq, a predicted model, not a curated record
UUUUACAUCUAGGGUUUAAAUGUGCGCAUGCGCAGUAACAAGCGCGCCUCCUUACUCGCUCCAUCGUGCGCUACACUCUCUCACUUGUUCUUUCACUUUGUGGCUCCUCACAAACAUGGCACCGACAAAGCCCGUUGUGCCCGCCAAGGCCGGCAAGAAGCAGCACAUCCGCGGCAAGGGUAUGAAGAAGAAGAAGGUCGCACUUCGUUUCACCAUCGACUGCACUCAUCCCGUCGAAGAUACUAUUCUGGAUGUUGCCAAUUUUGAAAAAUACCUCUUGGAGAGGAUUAAGGUCAAUGGCAAGACCAACAACAUGGGCAAAGAUGUCACCCUAGGACGCGAAAAGAACACCAAACUGGUGCUCACCUCCGAUAUUCCAUUCUCAAAGAGGUAUCUGAAGUACCUCACCAAGAAGUACUUGAAGAAGAACAACUUGAGAGACUGGCUCAGGGUGGUUGCAUCUGGCAAGGACAAAUAUGAGUUGAGAUACUUCCAGAUCAACAACCAAGAUGAUGAUGACGAUGAAGAUAACGAUUAAGUUAAUGUCAUUAUCACUUAUUUGAUAAUAAUAAACCUAUAAAACGUUUAAAA